CAAUAUCAACAAAUUAUCUAUGAUUGGAAUGAUACUGAUAAAGAUUAUCCAAGUGAUAAAACCAUUCAUCAGUUAUUCGAAGAACAAGUAGGGAAGACUCCUGACGAUGUAGCUGUAAUAUAUGAAGAAACUAAAUCAACAUACAAAGAACUAAAUGAAAAAGCCAACCGAUUGGCAAACUACCUAAGACAAAUAUCUGAUAUCAAAGCAAGUACAUUAGUAGCACUAUGUCUAGAUAGAAGUGAAUAUAUGUUGGUAGCUAUUCUUGCUGUACUAAAAGCUGGUGGAGCAUAUGUACCAAUAGAUCCUAGUUAUCCCGAUGAUAGAAUUCAUUAUAUCUUAACAGAUACUAACACUAAACUAUUACUAACUAAUGAGAUAUAUGGCAAAAAGUUGAGUCAAGUAAAUACUUUAAGCAUAAUACCAUUAGAUAAUGCGAUAUUACAGCAGCAAUUAUUAUUACAAUCUACAGUUAAUCUUGAGAUAGUAACUAAUAGUACUGACCUGAUGUAUGUAAUAUACACUUCGGGAACAACUGGUAAUCCAAAAGGAGUAAUGAUUGAACAUAGAAGUAUAGUAAAUAGGAUCCAAUGGAUGAAUAAUGUAUAUCCUCUGAAUAGAUCAGAUAAAAUCCUACAAAAGACACCCUAUGUUUUUGAUGUAUCGGUUUGGGAAUUAUUAUGGGCCAAUUGUUAUGGUACAUGUGUAGUAUUUGCAGAACCAAAUGGGCAUAAAGAUACUCAGUAUAUUAGAGAGUUAGUAGCUAAAGAGUCUAUAACUAUAGUUCAUUUUGUUCCAUCAAUGUUAAGUACAUUGCUAGAAAUACUAGAAUCAAAAGGACUGAGCUCUGGUAUUAUGUCAAAGCUACGAUACGUUUUCUGUAGUGGAGAAGCACUAAGUUUAAAACAGGUAAAAAAGUUUCAGGAAUUAUUGCCAAAUGUAGAAAUACAUAAUUUAUAUGGUCCUACAGAAGCCUCUGUUGAUGUACUAAGCUAUGAUUGUAAUAAUAAAAACAUACAAACUGUUCUUAUAGGUAAAGCAAUUCAAAAUACUACAUUAUAUGUACUAGAUGAUAAUUUAAAUCCUGUACCAAUAAGUGCAGUAGGAGAAUUAUACAUAGGAGGAGUAGGACUCGCUAGAGGAUAUUUAAACAGAGCAGACCUUACAGCAGAGAAAUUUAUUGCUAACCCGUUUCAAACAGAAGAAGAGAAAAUUUAUAAUAAGAAUACUCGUCUAUAUAAAACAGGGGAUUUAGUACGUUGGUUACCUGAUGGUAAUUUGGAAUAUAUAGGACGUAAUGAUUUUCAAGUAAAGAUCAGAGGAUAUCGAAUAGAAUUAGGAGAAAUAGAAAAUGCUUUAUCAAGUUAUGAUGGGAUAAAACAAAAUGUUGUAAUUGCUAAAGAACAUAAAAACGUAGAAGAAGGUAAUAAGUAUUUAGUAGGUUAUUAUGUAUCAGAAUCUAAAUUAAAUGAAGAAAAUAUUAUAAGUUACCUGCAAAAGAAACUACCAGAAUAUAUGAUGCCAUCUGUGCUGGUACAUUUAAAGGAAUUACCAUUAACAAUCAAUGGUAAGUUAGAUAGAAAAGCACUACCUGAGCCUGAAUUUAGUAGUGGGGAUCAUUAUGUAGCUCCACGCAGUGAAGUAGAAAAGCAAGUAUGUGAGAUUUGGGCCAAUGUACUAGGUUUAGCUAUAGACGUUGGGAUUCAUGAUGAUUUCUUUAGUACUGAAGAUAAAGUAAUAAUAAAUAAAACUGUUAUUACUAACGUAGAAGAACAAUUACUGUCCUUUGCUCAAGAGAGAUUAUGGUUUAUUGAAAAGUAUGAAGAAGGAACUAAUGCUUAUAACAUACCAAUGAUAUUUAAAUUAUCCAAUGAUAUUAAAUUAGAUAUAUUAGAAAAAAGUAUCGGAAGUGUAGUUGCUAGACAUGAAAUAUUAAGAACCUUGAUUAAAGAAAAUAAUGAAGAAGAGUUAGGCGAUAAACAAUAUCAACAAAUUAUCUAUGAUUGGAAUGAUACUAAUAUAGAUUACCUAAAUGAUAAAACCAUCCAUCAAUUAUUUGAGGAGCAAGUAGAAGGAACUCCUGACAAUAUAGCUGUAAUAUAUGAAGAAACUAAGCUAACAUACAGAGAAUUAAAUGAAAGAGCAAACCAACUAGCAAACUAUCUAAAACAAAUACAUGAUAUUAAACUUGAUACAUUGGUAGUACUAUGUUUAGGUAGAAGUGAAUAUAUGUUAAUUACUAUUCUUGCUGUGUUAAAAGCUGGUGGAGCAUAUGUACCAAUAGACCCUAGUUAUCCUAAUGAUAGAGUGAAAUAUAUAUUAGCAGAUACUGGUACUAAGCUGAUAUUAACUAAUGAAGUACAUAAGUCAAGGUUGGAAGAAAUAAGUAAGCAACAGAUAGAGAUACUAGCAGUAGACUCUGGCAAGAUGCAGAAACAGCUGUCAUUACAAUUAGUAAAUAAUCCAAAUGCAAAAGUUAAGAGUACAGAUUUAGCCUAUGUAAUUUAUACUUCAGGAACAACUGGUAACCCUAAAGGAGUAAUGACUGAGCAUAUAGGAGUGAUAAAUUUAAAAUAUGAUAUGACUAAUAAGUUAAGAGUCAUGGAUAAUGAAGUCAUUUUGUUAUUUGCUAAUUAUGUGUUUGAUACUUCAGUAGAACAAAUAAUAUUAUCACUGUUGAAUGGUCAUGUGUUAUUACUAAUUCCUAAUCAACUUUGGUUAGAUAAAGAAGUAUUUUACCAUUAUUUGAGUACAAACAAUGUUACACACAUGGAAAUUAGUCCUAAAUUUUUAGAACAAUGUGACUUAAGUAAAAUUUCAAGUUUAAGAAGAGUAAUAGCUGGUGGUGAAGCUUUAACUGAUAAUUCCUAUAGUAAAAUUAUAUCAAAUAGUAGUUGUGAGAUAAUCAAUUCAUAUGGGCCUACAGAAGUUUCGAUAACUUCUAUAAUUAAUAUUAUUGGAAAUAAUAAUAUAGCAAUAGGAAAGCCAAUUGCAAAUAUUAGCUGCUAUGUUUUAGAUAAUAACUUAAUGCCAUUACCGAUAGGAGGAAUAGGAGAACUAUACAUAGGAGGAGUUGGAUUAGCUAGAGGGUAUUUGAACAGACCAGACCUUACUGCAGAAAAAUUUAUUGCUAACCCAUUUCAAACAGAAGAAGAGAAAAUUUAUAAUAAGAAUACCCGUCUAUAUAAAACAGGAGAUUUAGUACGUUGGUUACCUAAGUUACGUGAUCUAUAUAGCGACGAAAAUUUUAACUUAACAAUAUGGGAUGAAUAUGGACCAACUGAGGCUACAGUUGGUACAUGUAAUAGCAAGAUAUGUUUAGAUAAAGACUUAACAAUAGGUAAACCAUAUUCUAACUAUAGAAUUCUUGUUUUAGAUAAUAACUUAAUGCCAUUACCGAUAGGAGGGAUAGGAGAAUUAUACAUAGGAGGAGUAGGAUUAGCUAGAGGAUAUUUAAACAGACCAGACCUUACUGCAGAAAAAUUUAUUGCUAACCCAUUUCAAACAGAAGAAGAGAAAAUUUAUAAUAAGAAUACCCGUCUAUAUAAAACAGGAGAUUUAGUACGUUGGUUACCUGAUGGCAAUUUAGAAUAUAUAGGACGUAAUGAUUUU
This is a messenger RNA of Oppiella nova, 3612 nucleotides long. Lineage: Eukaryota; Metazoa; Arthropoda; Arachnida; Sarcoptiformes; Oppiidae. The record is from the annotation of a GenBank genome assembly.